Messenger RNA from Anopheles maculipalpis, 1228 nucleotides. RefSeq lists its product as uncharacterized. The coding region runs from base 10 to 1179 and encodes 389 amino acids. The record is from RefSeq and is a predicted model, not a curated record. Gene Ontology annotation, cellular component: nucleus; transcription regulator complex. Gene Ontology annotation, molecular function: DNA binding. The transcript has 2 exons. Gene Ontology annotation, biological process: regulation of transcription by RNA polymerase II. Lineage: Eukaryota; Metazoa; Arthropoda; Insecta; Diptera; Culicidae.
AAGGUCAAAAUGUUGGAAGAAGUGCAAUACAUUAGACUUCCGUCGAAAGCCUACCGAACGAUACCCAACUCGAACAGGUUACACAUUGCCGCCGAUGGAUUACCACCGAAGCGGCACUUUGUGAAAGUGAAUGUAGCUGAAUUUGUGAAUGAAAUUAAAAAGCGACCCAUUCUUUACAACGUGCUGCACAAGGAUUACAAGCGGAUAUGCUUGCGGAACAACUCCUGGGUUGAGGUAGCGCUGGCCAUGAACUUGUCCGUGCAGGAGUGCAAGAAACGAUGGCGCAGCAUGCGUGAUGCCUUUCUCAAGACCGUCCGCAACAAGAACGAGAACGAGCGCAAAUCGUGGAUACACUAUCGGUUGCUAGAGUUUAUGCUUCCGUAUGUCGCUUUCCCUAAAGAAGAUUACGAAGCAGCAAACGAUUAUAAUCAGAGUAGUGACGUUGAAGAAAGUAUGGGUUAUGUUGAAUUUGAUUCCGACGAUGAACUGUACGAUGGUCCCGUCACCGUGUCGUAUGUGACACAGGAUGGUAAACAGGUGUAUCAGGUGAUGCACACACCUGCCCAAGACAGCAUCUCAACAUCGGGUGGUGUAAUAAUCCAGGAGGAAUCGGAAGAUGAGAUUGAGGAUUGUAACGAUGAACAGCAGCUCCUUCAACCGUUGGCCUACAAUUCAACAACGGGGACUGAAUACCUUUUAGCAUCCUGUACGGACGACGAGAGUGAACACGAAACGGAACUUUACGAAGAGCAACCAAGUAUGGCGCUAAUCGACGACGAAAAGCUUACGGAACCUGUUCCUGAAUGUCCUACGAGUUAUAACUCUCAAGAACAGCCGGACGAUACGAUACCGAGCGAUCCUGAAUUUUCUACGAAACGGGCAAGAAUAGAACCAACCAAAAUAACAUCUAACGAAGCUCCUUCACGAUCUUCGUCCCCUUCCCCAGCUCCGUCGUUAUCAUCGGCGGAAUCAGCAGCACCAAAUCCACCACCACAGGAAGAAUCUAAAGAAACAGACGCAAGGUUGGGCAUUACCGAUCCGGACGAAAGGUUUCUUCUCUCCUGCGCUCCGAUUCUUCGAAGGCUACCCAACAAAAAGAAUGUCCUAGCAAGGCUUAAAAUACAGCAGAUGCUGUUCGAGCUAGAGUACGACGAGAAGUAUAGCUACGAAGGAUCGUGAUCGAAUGAGAGUCUUCGUCUGCGUUGUUUAAGUUCAUUCCCGGUAAUUU